Symbiodinium necroappetens is the source of this 3057-nucleotide messenger RNA. Lineage: Eukaryota; Dinophyceae; Suessiales; Symbiodiniaceae. The record is from the annotation of a GenBank genome assembly.
AUGGAAUCUUUCGAGACCCGUGAUCACAGGGCAAGUGAAAGUCCUACUCCAUCCGACAGGGCAUUCAAUGUAAAGGGAAGGCACAUGCGCCGGGGUGGUGUAGGGUCCGGACUUUCGCGGACUGCUGCUCUGCGGCCUGUGGAGCCGCUUGGGAUGAGCGAGAAGGAGAAGGGAAAAGGCGACAAGAAGAAGGAUGACAAGAAGAAAGAUGACAAAAAGGCUGCAGCGAAAGGUCCCGCGAUAAGCUUGGACCCACCCAGUGGGACACGAGACUUUUUCCCCGCCGACAUGAGGUUUCGCAACUGGCUUUUUGGAGCUUUCAAAGAGAUCGCUCGUAGAUAUGGGUUUCAGGAGUACGACGCGCCGGUCUUGGAGAACGAGGAGCUUUAUAAGAGAAAGGCCGGCGAGGAGAUCACCGAACAGAUGUACAACUUCAUCGACAAGGACGGUGCGGCGGUCACUCUGAGGCCCGAGAUGACGCCGUCUCUGUCCCGGAUGGUUCUCAGCCUCAUGCGUGCCGAAACAGGUGAGAUGUCGGCCCUUCUCCCCUUGAAGUGGUCCUCCAUCCCACAGUGUUGGCGCUUCGAGACUUGCCAGCGCGGUCGGAAGCGCGAACACUACCAGUGGAACAUGGAUAUCGUCGGCAUCACCUCGAUCCAUGCCGAGGUUGAGCUGCUUUCAGCCAUUACGUCCUUCUUUGAGCACGUGGGAAUCACGUCGAAGGAAGUGGGUAUCAAGGUGAAUUCGCGGAAAGUUCUCGGAGCCGUGUUGAAGAAUUCUGGUGUACCGGACGAGCGAUUUACCGAGACCUGCGUCGUGAUAGACAAGCAGGACAAGAUCGGAGCCGAGGCCGUCGUAAAGGAACUGACUGAGAAGAUCGGCCUGGACCAGGCGGUUGCGCAGCGGAUCGUCAAUGCCACGGCCGCCAAGACGCUGGAUGAGUUCGCAUCCUUGGCGGGUGUUGGCGAGAGCCCAGAGGUGGUUGAGCUGCGGCAACUCUUCACGCUGGCGGAAGAGGAAGGCUUUGGCGACUGGUUGAUCUUCGAUGCCUCCGUCGUUCGAGGUCUGGCCUAUUACACCGGUGUGGUCUUCGAAGGUUUCGACCGUGCCGGCGUUUUGCGCGCCAUCUGCGGUGGUGGCCGGUACGACAGAUUGCUGACACUUUAUGGAUCUCCCAAGGAGGUUCCAUGCGCAGGCUUCGGCUUCGGAGACUGCGUUAUCUACGAGCUCCUCAAGGAGAAGAAGGUGCUUCCCGAGUUGCCCCACAAAGUGGACUUUGUGGUAGCAGCCUUCAACCAGGACAUGAUGGGCAAGGUGCUGGAGGAGUAUUCGCAGGCGCUGAAAUGCACUACGUUUACGGAUUGUGAGCAGGUUUGUUUCGUUCAUGCACCUCGCCUCGCGCAAGCGGCACAGAGGUUGCCGCACAACGCGCCUUCGAGGCUGUUGCCGGGAGAUGCAGUCGAAACGGCAGGGGCAGCAAAGCCUGCGGCAACAAAGGACUUGCCAGACAUCCUCCCCAAGACAGCUCCGUCCAUGGUCCGAUCCCUGCUGAAGGGCCUUGAACCGGCCUGGCGCUGCGAGGCGGAGCUUGCUCCGGAGCCUUUGGCAGCAUCGGCGCAGCGAGGUGCCGUCCUUGUUGCUGCGGAGGCGUGGGCAACUGAGUUGGGAGAACUCUUGCAGUCAGCCCCGGACUGGACCGUGAGGCAGCACGGAGAAUGGGCGGUGGGCAGCAGCCUCGAAAGGCUCACCGCCUUCUUGCGCUGGCUGACUGGCAUUGUUUCCAGGACUUGCACAGAGCUGAUCGAUGCUACGCCGUCUACCACGGCUCUGGAGGAGCACAGCGUGGCACUGCGCAGCGUUGCCCGCCUCGUCAGCCGCAUGUCAGGCUACAUGCAAGGAGCUUUGGGCAGCAUGGAUCCAGUCAGACCCAUCUCCGCGCGCUUGGGGGCAGCGGCCGAGGGCUUGCAGCAGGCUGCGGAGGAGCUGAGGGAGAAGGCUAGCCACCUCCUGCACGACAUGGAUCCACCAAAGGAUGAUGCAAGUGCCUCGAGGCAGCACCGCUUCCAACAAGAAGCGCCUCCACGAAGCAACUUGAUGCGCCAAAGCAGGCCCCGAUCUAUCUUGGGAAUACUAGCAGGACAUCCCGACUGGCAGCUUCCCGAUGAGGCACAGCGUGUGCAGACCCUUCGGCAGCACCUAGAGGAGCGCCGUGAUGGCGGCACUGGCCAAGAAGAGCGCAAGGUACUGAUUGACCGGCAGAUGGAAGGGAGGCGGCCCGGGACGACGGUACUUGCCUUCGGUGCGGCGCGGGAGCGCGCGGAGAACCGUGCUGCUCAAGACUUUGCUUUGCUGGUUGGCAUCCGCUGUGCGACGCUGCGCAUGCCGAUAGACAUCAUGGAUUUCGAAGCGUUGCAACCUCUUUCGCUUUCGCCCAAGGACACCGACAAUGACGGGGUCGUGUCGGCAGAAGAGUUUCGAGCCGCACGAGUUCAAGAGCUGAGGCUCUGGGUGGCGAAGACGACUGAGCCUACACGGUGGAGCCUCUCCCGGCGCAAACCCCUUCCACGUGAGUCUUCUCCCGGUGGGCGAUGCCCAUCUCCGAAUCUCCGACGAGUGGUGCACCCAGUGCUCAAAGCGGCGCAGCUCGAGCUCAAAGUUGGGGCCGCCUGUGAAUACGAUACUUCGGAGAUGCAGCAGAAGACCACGACUGUUUUCAACGCACUGCAAGUCGCGCGCUUGCUGCGCAAGGUCUAUGCGGAAGCAUCGAAGAAAGUUGCAAAGGCCUUUAACUAUGCAGACCGUGCCGGCGCAGAGAGAAUAGCGUUUGUCGCUCCGGAUGAGUGGUCCAAGGGCUUAGUUCGCAUCAAGGACCUCCGAAACUUCAAGGCGACAGACCCAGACGACCUCAAGCAGAAAGAUGUCCCCAUAGACGACUUGGGGAAGGUUGACAGCUACUUUGGCGGACAGGUCAUUUCGUGCUGCAGCGAGAUGCCAUACCGUGACGUAACCUUUCAUGCUGAUGCAGUUGUGUCCCCUUCUUAUGGGUUUGGAGUCUGA